AUGUUCCGCUUCCACAAGACCCUCGACAUUGUUACCCUCUUCCACAAGGCGGGCUCUCCCGCCUCCGUGAGAGCCGCCAACAUCCUCAAGCAGGUGUCGGCCAACGCGACCGCUGGUGCGACCGAAGACCAGGCCAGCGACCAUAGUGUCCAGACGAACCCUCAGAAGUCGCGCGCCGAGUUUGAGCUCAACAUUACCGAAGAGCCGCCGACCGCGGACCAGGUCAAGACCAUCCUGGAGUAUGUUGGAAAGAACAGAAUCUCGUCCAUUGUGAAGGGCGCGUCGACCGAACAGGAGGCCCUGAGGAAGUUCCAGCAGAACUCUGAGUCCUUCCAGAGACCCGUGACUGUGGACUGGAACAAUGGCAAGGCUGUUGUUGGCGAUAGCGAAUCCGAGAUCCUCAAGAUGCUCAACGCUUUGAACAGCGAAAAGAGCUGA
This is a messenger RNA of Colletotrichum higginsianum IMI 349063, 438 nucleotides long. RefSeq names its product Duf1687 domain containing protein. The coding region runs from base 1 to 438 and encodes 145 amino acids. Lineage: Eukaryota; Fungi; Ascomycota; Sordariomycetes; Glomerellales; Glomerellaceae. The transcript is spliced from 3 exons. The record is from RefSeq and is a predicted model, not a curated record. Gene Ontology annotation, molecular function: oxidoreductase activity. Gene Ontology annotation, cellular component: mitochondrion.